Molecule: messenger RNA, 924 nt
Organism: Cavia porcellus (domestic guinea pig)
Lineage: Eukaryota; Metazoa; Chordata; Mammalia; Rodentia; Caviidae
Product: olfactory receptor 5B3-like
Exons: 1
Coding region: 1-924 (307 amino acids)
Biological process (GO): sensory perception of smell; G protein-coupled receptor signaling pathway
Cellular component (GO): membrane
Molecular function (GO): G protein-coupled receptor activity; olfactory receptor activity; odorant binding
Source: RefSeq, a predicted model, not a curated record
AUGAGGAACAGGACAGAGGUGACAGAGUUCCUGCUGCUGGGACUGACCUCUGACCCCCACCUGCAGCUUCCCCUCUUCAUCACCUUCCUCCUCAUCUACACCAUCACUGUGGCUGGGAACCUGGGGAUGAUCCUGCUCAUCCUCCUGGACUCCCGUCUGCACAGCCCUAUGUACUUUUUCCUGGGAAACCUGUCCCUGGUGGAUUUCCUCUACUCUUCAUCUGUCAUUCCCACCAUUUGGGCCAGCUUUAUUUUCAUGGAGGAAGUAAUCUCCUACAAUGCUUGUGCUGCUCAGAUGUUCUUUGUCACAGGCUUCGCUACUGUGGAAAAUUACCUCCUAGCCUCCAUGGCCUAUGAUCGGUACGCAGCAGUGUGUAAGCCCCUGCGCUAUACCAGCACUGUUACAGCAGGCGUGUGUGCAGGGCUGGCUGUGGGCUGCUACACCUGUGGCUUCCUGAGCGCUUCCAUCUACACUGGGAACACGUUCAGUCUCUCCUUCUGUGGCUCCAAUGUGGUCCACCAUUUUUUCUGUGAUAUUCCAGCAGUCAUGGCUCUCUCUUGCUCUAACAGGCAUGCUAAUGAUCUGGUCCUUUUAUUUGUAGCAGCCUUCAACAUCUUUUCUGCUCUUGUUGUUAUCUUAACAUCCUAUGGACUGAUUUUUACCUCUAUCUUGAAGAUGCGCUCAGGUGGUGGACAUCGCAAAGCUCUGUCCACUUGCACCUCCCACUUCACUGCCGUCUCCAUCUUCUACGGCACUGUCAUCUUCAUGUACCUGCAGCCCAGCUCCAGUCACUCCAUGGACACGGACAAAAUCGCCUCUGUGUUCUACACCAUGGUCAUCCCCAUGUUAAAUCCUAUGGUCUACAGCUUGAGGAACAAAGAUGUCAAGAGUGCAUUCACAAAAAUUGUUUUGGAGGCAAAAUAA